Messenger RNA from Apis florea (little honeybee), 1044 nucleotides. It is a transcript of the gene hd, whose product is annotated as humpty dumpty. Gene Ontology annotation, cellular component: nucleus. NCBI's taxonomy places the organism in Eukaryota, Metazoa, Arthropoda, Insecta, Hymenoptera, Apidae. Gene Ontology annotation, biological process: nuclear DNA replication. The record is from RefSeq and is a predicted model, not a curated record.
UUUAUAUUAUUUUAUCAUCUUUUUAUAGAAAUUGAAUAUACAAUGCCUUUGAAAAAAGAUUCUAAACGACGAUCAGAUACAAUUGAUUCAGGAUGUGAUACUGUGGAUUCAACAUUAUCAAAUACAUCAAACUUUAUUGAGAAUGAAAAUCCUGAUGAUGAAGAAGAUCAAACACAAGAUGAAUGGUUAGAAAGUCUAGGAGUUGAAAAUUCUGAAAUUCGUAAAAUUAAUAAUUCUCAGGCAAGAAUAACAUUAGAAAAACAAACUGAAAUAGAUAAUAUGAAACAAUCUCUUAUUUUUGUAAAAGGUGUUGAUGCACAAGCUUUAUUUAAUUUUUUAAUUAAUUGUAAAUCUGCUAUUACAACAAGUGGUCCUUUAGCAGGUGUACCUCCAACUCUCCUCUCACCCGUAGCUUUUCAUGGUGCAACUUUAAAACCAAUAAAGGUUAAAGAAAGUACAGUUCGUGUUGAUAAAGAAAGAUAUUACUCUUUGGAAUUAAAAGGGCCACUUUUGCCUCAUGUGUUGCCUUCUCUUUGUUUUUUAAUGAAAUCUAGCCAGCUAGAACAAUAUUCUGCCAGUUGUGCACAGUUAGGUUCGACAACUUCAUUUUCAGCAAUGAAACAGAAAUUUGAACAAACGGAAUCCAAAAAUGUACCAAUUCCAGAAUAUGUUUUUGGCAAAGAAAAUUUGAGCGAUUGUGGAUUUAAUAGUGAAUUAUUAAAACAUUUUUGUAGUCCUGAUCCAGCUUAUGUUCAAAUUAUAGAAAAUAUUAAAUUUUCAAAUAAUUUGUACACAUGGUCUUGACAAAUAAUUAUUAAUGUUAAAAGCAAAGCUUAACCAGUUAUGCUUAAAUCUUAAUUUAAGGAAAAGAAUAUUUUGUAUUUUUACUUUUGUAAAUAAUUUUAAAUGUUAUGAUAAUAUAAUUUAUUGUCAAAUUAAUUGUUAAUUAAUAUUAUUAAUUCAAAUGAAGAUAAUUAAGUGAUAUUAUUUUAAGAUUACAAAAUUAAUAUUAAUUUUAACAUAUUUAACGAAUUAAUAAAUAUU